AUGAUCAAUGAUCUCAGGCAAAAGGUCUCUAUCCAGGGAGAUCCGUCUGAAAGGAUUGCAGCCUAUAUGGUAGAAGCACUGACAGCCCGGAUGGCUACCUCUGGGAAGGGUCUUUAUGAAGCUCUAAAAUGCAAAGAACCCCCAUCUUCUCUUCGACUUUCUGCAAUGCAAGUCCUCUUUGAGGUUUGCCCGUGCUUCAGGUUUGGAUUUACGGCAGCAAAUGGUGCCAUUUUAGAGGCAUUUAAAGAUGAAAAGAGAGUGCAUAUCAUAGAUUUUGACAUUAACCAAGGAAGUCAGUAUUACACGCUGCUGCAAACCAUGGCUAAAAUUCCUGGUAAUCGACCACACGUGAGAUUAACUGGGGUGGAUGACCCUGAAUCAGUUCAACGUUCUGUGGGAGGCCUAAAAGUCAUUGGGCGACGGCUUGAGCAACUUGCUGAAGAUCUUCAGCUUUCAUUUGAAUUUCAAGCUGUGGCUGCUGAAACUGCUUUAGUUUCUCCAUCAAUGCUCGACUGCCAACCUGGAGAAGCUCUAAUCGUGAACUUUGCAUUCCAGCUCCACCACAUGCCGGACGAGAGUGUAUCGACAGUAAACCUACGGGAUCAGCUUCUCCGUAUGGUCAAAGGCUUGAACCCAAAACUAGUUACUGUUGUUGAACAAGAUGUGAAUACGAAUACAGCCCCCUUUUUACCAAGAUUUGCUGAAGCCUACAAUUACUACUCCGCUGUGUUUGAAUCUCUUGAUGCAACUCUCCCACGGAAUAGUCAAGACCGAAUGAACGUAGAGAAACAUUGUCUGGCACGUGACAUAGUUAACAUUGUUGCAUGUGAGGGGGAGGAAAGAAUAGAGCGGUAUGAGGUUGCUGGAAAAUGGAGGGCAAGGAUGAGUAUGGCUGGUUUCACUCCUCGUCCAAUUAGUCAAAAUGUGAGCACUGAAAUUCAAAAGGUCAUAAAGCAGUAUUCGGACAGAUUCAGGGUGAAAGAGGAGACGGGGGCUCUCCACUUCGGAUGGGAAGACAAAAUCUUGAUAGUCACUUCUGCAUGGAGGUAA
This is a messenger RNA of Fraxinus pennsylvanica, 1050 nucleotides long. NCBI's taxonomy places the organism in Eukaryota, Viridiplantae, Streptophyta, Magnoliopsida, Lamiales, Oleaceae. The record is from the annotation of a GenBank genome assembly.